Messenger RNA from Fusarium pseudograminearum CS3096, 4830 nucleotides. RefSeq lists its product as uncharacterized. The coding region runs from base 1 to 4830 and encodes 1609 amino acids. The record is from RefSeq and is a predicted model, not a curated record. The transcript has 3 exons. Gene Ontology annotation, molecular function: protein binding. Lineage: Eukaryota; Fungi; Ascomycota; Sordariomycetes; Hypocreales; Nectriaceae.
AUGUGUCUUGGUUCCUUCAAGUUUUGGAAGAAACGCCAGAAGGAUCCGGAAGAAUCUCCAACCCAUUCUCGACCACAACUCCAAACGAAUCCCUCUCCCGUCGUCCUCACUGCUUCUGUUGUCCCUGCUGCCUCUAUCGCCUCAGUCGCCACUGUCGCUCCCGUCGAAUCCACGCCCAAUGUCGUUGCCGAACUCCAGGAACGACUUUGGAACAGAGCAUACGAUGAAUUCAAAGACAAAGAAUCCGACCUUGUUACAGCCUACGAAGAAUUGAUAUCUUCAAAAGCCCCGUACAUGAGAGACAAUCAACAAAACAUUACACUUUCGCCGCAGGAGAAAUGGGAUCAAAUGAGGAAGACCGCCGAAGAGGGCUUGCAGACAACAGAGAGAAGUACAGAAAUACAAGGAAAAAUACACGAAGUCUUCGAACUGGCGACCCCUAUAAAGGGAAUAAUAGACCGAAUCAUGCCAUCUGUGCCUCAAGCUCAAGUACCCUGGCUUGCUGUGUCUUUGACAUUUGAAAUAUUCUCCAAACCUUUCAAGGAGCCCGGAAUCAAUCGGGCAGGCCUUUUGGAUGUCAUAUCCAAGAUACAAGAGUAUAUGAGCCUGUCGGACUAUCUUGUGGAUGACAAUGGUCUGCAGUCAGACCUACAUCGAAAACUCGAGAAGGACACCGUUGAGCUCUACAAGGCGCUUCUUUCCUACCAGAUCAAGAGCAUUUACUGUUUUCACAAAAACGAACUCAAGAGAUUUUUCAGGAAUGUCUUCAAAAUUGACGACUGGAGCAAUCAGCUGGACGCCAUCAAAGCCGCCGAGUCGCUUGUGUGGGAGGAUGUGAAGAAGUUCCAGAAUCAAGUAAUGGUCGACCAUCUACGGAAGCAGUCGUCUGACGCGCAAAGCUCUCUCAGGGCGCUCACAGAGAUGUCAAUGGGGAUGCGUCACUUGAUCCGAGACCAACAAGAGAGAGAAAUCGAAAAGGACAACAAGGAAUGCCGGCAACAUCUGAAGCAGACAGACCCUUCGCUUGACAAAGAAAGAAUUCUUUAUACAAAAGGAAACCUUCUUCGAGAGUCGUACGGCUGGGUCAUCGAUCAUCCGCAGUUCCAGGACUGGAAAACAAAUGUACACCACCGUCGGCUAUGGAUCAGAGGGGAUGCAGGCAAAGGCAAAACAAUGCUCUUGUGCGGCAUCAUCGAGGAGUUGGAGAAAGACCCUUUCCAUCGGCUAUGCUACUUCUUUUGUCAAGCCACUGAUCAGAAGCUGAGAGAUGGGAAAUGUGUUUUGCGGGGUCUACUGUUCCAUCUGAUCAAACAGUACCCAUGGCUCAUCUCACACGUUCGGAAGGACUACGACGACAGUGGUGAGAAGCUUUUUAACGACCAUAACGCGUGGCAAGCCCUUCGGAAUAUUUUCCUAUCAGUACUGGAUGAUGAAAGCCUCGACGAAGUCACCAUAAUCGUGGAUGCACUUGAUGAAUGCAUGAUUCAUCGUGAUGAGCUUCUCAAAUUUAUAUGCGAUGUGUCGUCUCGCUCACGUGCGAAAAUUAUUGUUUCGAGCCGCCCUCUUUCAACUAUUCAGAAGGCUUUGCAGGGUGACGGAAGCAACUCAACAAUGCUUGCCCUCGAACUCAAUGAUGAUCUUAUCUCUGAUGCAGUUAAGAGGUUCAUCGACAACAGGGUUGCAAGUCUAGCUAAGACAGAACCGUUCCAACACGACCCAGAAAUUUGUGACGAAAUUGCCAAGCAUCUCACCGACAACGCAAACAAUACUUUCCUCUGGGUAGCAUUGGUUUGUCAGGAGUUAUCAAGUGGCACUGUCCAGCUUAUAAGCCAUGUGAAAGCUAUCCUCAAGAACUCGCCUCCGGGUCUCGAUAAUCUAUACGAUCAGAUGCUGGAGACCAUUCGCAGGGAGUCGAGGGAUUUCGAGAUUUGCAUAGAGAUACUGGCGGCCAACUCGGUUGUAACACGACCUGUGUCUAUAGCUGAACUGCUUUGCAUCCUGGACGCGAACGUCGCCUCUGAACUCAACAUUAUGGAUUUGGAACGAAUCAUCAUGUCAUGCGGCUCAUUCCUCCAUCUGCAAAAGGGGGUCGUCUACUUUAUACACCAAUCUGCUGUUGACUUUCUGCUCACGGACGAGUUGUCUAGGCUUCCGAGAAUCACAGACCGGCAUCGCUCGGUAUUUCUGAACGCAUUGUACACGCUACAGGCAUCUCCCUCGCUUAAACGCGAUAUCUACAACGUGGACGAGCCCGGACUGGCAAGGAAAGAUGUCGAGACGCCCGACCCUGAUCCACUGUUACCCAUCUGUUAUUCCUGCAUUCAUUGGGUCGACCACUUGCGAGAGUAUCUCUUGUCAGAUGGAAGAAAAGAACGUUUGGGAUCAGUACCUGUCCAAGACGUAUCAUUAGUCUAUGCCUUUCUGAACAUCAAGUUCCUGUUUUGGAUCGAGGCUCUUAGUCUACUUCAAAAUGUCCCACAGGCUAUCAAAUCAAUCCAAAAUCUACAAAUGCUACUUGGUGGAAAGUCAAGCUCAGUAGAGCAACCGAUCAAGGACUUCGUACAUGAUGCAAAUCGAUUCCUGCUAUAUCACAAAUACUGUAUACAAGAGUAUCCACUUCAGAUUUAUGCUGGAUGUCUCGUCUUUAGCCCGAAAGACAGCAUCGUAAAGAAUUGCUUCCAAUCACAUGCGCCGAAAUGGGUUACAGUAGCACCUGGUCUGGAUAGGACAUGGGAUGCAUGUUUGCAAACUCUAGUUGGACACACAAAUCCAGUGCUCUCUGCGAUGUACUCUCCUGAUGAUCUGUGGAUCGCCUCUGCAUCCGAAAAUGGCGUCAUCAAGUUCUGGGAUGCGGAGAGCGGCACAUGUAUUCACACAGGUGGACAAUUGAUCCCAGGUUUUGACCGUUACGGGGUAGAAAAUAGUUAUGUGUUUUCAACCGAUGACGGAUCGUUUGUUCGGGGAUCCCGAGAUGGCAACGUGGAGAUUUGGGAUCCGUCGACCGGAAAUAUCAUUUCCAAACACCGGGCACACAAGUUCACAGCCACAAACAUGGCAAUUUCAUCAGACAGUUCGACUUUCGCCUAUUUCAUACAUGAAAACACCGUCUUGAUCUGGUAUAGGAAAAACGAGAUCUCUUCUCGCGAAUUUUCAUGCUCCGAAACGGUGCGCUCCUUGGCUUUGAGUGCUGGCGGUGAAUGGCUUGCCAUGACCACCAUGCAACAAUGUAUGAUCUGGAAUACUUUAAAUGGCGAUCAUGCGUUGUUGGGUACUGGUGAUAGAGCCUUGAAGACUGUUUGGUCAAUGGGCGGGCAAUGGCUUGUAACGCUCAGCGAAUAUCACUUCAUUGAUGUCUGGGAAAGGCAAGCUAGUCAAUGGAGUUCGAAAAUCAAGUUCUUCGUCAAGGUGUCGCAUACAUGGAUUUUCGUCGAUAUGGCUCUAUCAUCCGACGCAAAAUUGCUGGCAGUUGCAUCUUUGAGCAACAUCUCCGUCUGGAAUACCGAAACAGGUGCAUUGGUAUGGGCAACACACAUGAUGAAAGACCACAUUAUUUCGAUAUCGUUUUCCAAUGAUAGCCUACGACUCCUAACUGGACUUGAUGGAAACGAGAUCAAAGUUUGGGAUCUAUCAAAGGAUGUAGAGAUAAAGCAGACGCCUUCUAACGAAGGUCCACUUUCUCUCCGCUGGUUUGAUGCGAAUCGCUUUUCGGUAUACUCUUCUGGCAUACGCGAGUACAGGCUAUAUGGUAAAGACACAUCAACGAGAAUCCACUUGGACUCUACGGCAAUCGCUUCAAUCGCUUCAAUCUCACCAGACGGCCAGCAGGUUGCAUCGGCUUCUACAGGGUUCCCAAUUACAAUAUGGGACGCCUUGACUGGCAACAUUGUCAGGCAGUUAAAGCAUAAACCAGAAGAGGCUACCUUUGGAUCUCAGACCUACCAGGAUACCCAGGAGCAUGAAGUUCAGUGCUCAACUGAUAAUGCAGCCAACACCGACCCCAGACAGACUAGGAAGAACUCCGAACAUGGGUCUGUUUAUACAGAUGAUUCGAUGGAUUCAUCGGGUUCAUCGAGUUCAUCGGGUUCUGAACAAUGGGAAUAUCCCGAGGCAUUAUCAUUUGACAAUACCGUUCAGCUCGCAUCAAGUGUUUCAGGAAUAAUCAGGAUUUGGAACACUUCCGAUGGAACUCGUUUAAGAACUCUGGACGCUGGUGACUGUUACAAGAACGACCUUAUGGUCUUUUCAAAGACGGGGCGACAACUUGUUGUUCAAUCUUACACUCACGGGUUCAGUUUUACAGCAAUCAAUCUAUGGGAUACGGUCAAUGGUACUUGUUUGUCGAUAGGACCUCAAGAUAGACCUUUUAUGAACAUCGAGGCUUUCAGUUUCUCACCGGAUAGUCUGCGGCUUGUGGCAACUGCAGGUAGCCCCGAAGGCCGUGUCAUAUAUCUAUGGGAGGUAAGCUCGGGAACCCUUUUACGCAAGUUCGAUUUCGAGAAUAUCAAGCCAUUUCAUGCCCAUUUUGACAAGGAGAAAGAGCAACUCUUACAUACCGAAUAUGGAUCUUUCGACACAACUACAAAUACUGAAGAUGCAAGAGUUAUGCUGAAAAUGGGAAGCUUCUUUCGCGGCUACGGUCUCAGCUACAGUCCCGGACACUGGAAUCGCUACAAGUGGAUCGUGCGGAACGGCAAACCUGUGUUAUUUAUUCCUGAUGAUUAUAGGUACGAUUACGAUGAAGAGAUUAGUCCUGUUAUAGAUGGUAUGAGAAUCAUUUGGACGAGAAGAGGACGAACUCCGGUACAAUUGUUAUUUACUGCACAGGACUGA